This is a messenger RNA of Salvia miltiorrhiza (redroot sage), 2144 nucleotides long. RefSeq names its product putative disease resistance RPP13-like protein 2. Gene Ontology annotation, biological process: defense response to fungus. The transcript is spliced from 3 exons. Gene Ontology annotation, molecular function: ADP binding. The coding region runs from base 295 to 1188 and encodes 297 amino acids. The record is from RefSeq and is a predicted model, not a curated record. NCBI's taxonomy places the organism in Eukaryota, Viridiplantae, Streptophyta, Magnoliopsida, Lamiales, Lamiaceae.
UUUUAUGUGUGAAACAAUAAGUCAACACUUGAACUCGCUCGACUAUCUUAGCUGGUGAUCUUAUUAUUUUAUUAGUGGUUGUUAAAUAUGCACAUAUUGAUUGUUUGGCUUCUUCAACUGGGCAUUCAAUAUUAUUAAUCACAGCUUUCUAACAUUAUUCUAAACGGAAUUCACUAUUCCGCCGCGCCGCCCCCAGCCGUUGCUCGCCACCGCUCCUUCGCUGCUCGCUUGGCGCCACCACCUCCUUCCGUCCUUGAUCCGUCGUCAGCAGCGCAGUUUGGUGGAAGCAUAAAGAUGUCGGAGGCCCUCCUCUUAUUGGUGAUACAGAAGCUCGACAUCAAUUAUCGAGAGGACGAAAAAAAUGAGAAUAUGGAAAGGGUAAUCAAAGAGAUGAAAGAGAUUUUUGAUAUUGUGAGGGAUAAGAAAUUGGAAGAGGGGAGAACCCUAAAUUUUUUAGUAUCUGACCUAGUCCAAAUGGCUGAUGAUGCCCUCCACAACUACAACAUCAACAUCAGAUCAUUUGGGUCCAUUCAUAGUUGGAUCGGAGAGAUCAAAAAGCAGAUGCUUAAACUGGGAGAUGAUGAGUUCAACAUUAUAUCAAUAUCAGAAAAUGUUGAUGACGACAAAUAUGUGGUGGGCUUGGACGAAGAUUUGGAAAUGCUACUUCACAAAAGAAUUAUCGAUGAGGAAGAAUACCUGUCGACUGUUCUUAUCAAAGGGAUGUGUGGUAUUGGAAAGACUACUCUUGCGAGAGAGAUAUACAACCAUCCAACCGUCGUUAAGCGAUUCGAGCGCCGUGCUUGGGUAUCUAAUUCUACUCACUUCACUCUCAAAAAGCUACUUAUCAAACUAAUACAACAGGUGGAAGAUCCUCAGAAUCUCCAUACAUCUUCCUUGUUGGAGGAAAUGGACAACCGAAGGCUCCGAUAUAUGCUUUGCCAACACCUGCAAGGAAAGCGAUAUCUUAUAGUUCUUGACGACGUGCCCAAACAGAUGCACUUGAUGUCUUUCUUGGAAGCUCUUCCACAAGAAUGGAAUGGAAGUAGAUUACUGCUCACAAGUCACACCACACAUAUCGACAUAGAUGUAGAGGAUGAAGAUGUUCAUCAGAUGAAACCUUUGGAUUCUAAGAAGAGCUGGCAAUUGUUUCUGAAAACAAUAAACCAUGGCAAUAAAAUUGACGGGUGAGCACAAAUUCCCAAUGAACUUGCAGCCUAUGGCAAAACAAAUGUUGAGAAAAUGCGGCGGUCUGCCAUUAGCUAUAAAAGAGGUGGGAAAGCAGUUAGCAGAAAAGAAAGUCUCGGGAAGGAGUGGAUGGGAACAACUUCUUGAAUCGGUUGAUUUUGGUUCAACAUUGAAGUUAUUGGAACCGUUUUAUCAGAAAUUGGAUCCCAAACUGGAGCCAUGUUUCAUGUGUAUGGCCUUCUUCAAGGAAAAUACAACUUUGAGGGCGGAAAAGUUGACACAGAUCUGGGUCGCAGGAGGAGUGGUUUCAAGAUAUAAAUAUGAAUCAUAUUUAAACGGUUUAAUCAAUGAAUCUGUUAUUGAUGUCCAGGACAAGAGCACGGAGUAUCGCAUGAAUCAUGUGCUACACAUGUUGUCCAUCCAAAAAGCAGAAGAGAAACUUGGUUUUGAGAUCCUAAGGAACAAUGGAAAUAAUCGACCCUCUGAGAGUCCUCGUCACCAUCGUGUUACCAUUUGUAGCAGAGACAAGUUCAACUACUCCACGGAUCAAGAUAAACAUCUUGUUUCUCUCUUCUUCCAUGGUGGUGGCUACUUGGACGCCAGUCCAUCCUAUUGGAAGAGCUUUAAACAACGACUUAAGAUACUGGACUUGGAAGAUUUUGGGUUGAAGAUUUUACCGGAAACUAUCAGCACAUUGAUGGAAUUAAGAUACUUGGGGUUGAGAAAUUACUACAUAAAAGAGCUUCCACAGUCGUUGGGGCGCUUGAAAAACCUCGAGGUUCUUGAUAUAGCUCAAAACUUUAUGAUGGAGGUCCCAGAUAUUAUAUGGGAAAUGGAUAGCCUUCACCACCUCUACUUGUCUGAUGUGAUUUUCAGGAAACCUUUGAAGAUAGACGUGCUACAGUUUCUGGAGACCUUAACCUACGUCUCGGUUGAUAAUUUGACAUAUGAGCUCUCGA